Messenger RNA from Anopheles nili, 2658 nucleotides. RefSeq lists its product as uncharacterized. Bases 1 to 2658 code for a protein of 885 amino acids. The record is from RefSeq and is a predicted model, not a curated record. NCBI's taxonomy places the organism in Eukaryota, Metazoa, Arthropoda, Insecta, Diptera, Culicidae. The transcript has 10 exons.
AUGUUAGUCAUUAAUCGUUACCUUGCGUUAUUUCUGAUGCUGGUGAUCGUCAGCAUAAUAGCAGCAGUUGGUGGUAGUGAUCACGUAGAUAGCUCCAGCAAGAGUGAUGUCGUCAAAAGCCGUCAAAAACGCAUCGUCUUUCCUCUCAAUGCGGCCAUGGGAAUCAUUUUUGCCCUGGCCAUCCCGCUUGGCAUACCGAGCAGGAACAUUUUCAUGUCGUAUAACUUCGAGGGUAACUACAACAAUCCAGCGGAUGCGAACAUCUUCUCCGAGGGGUUCGCAAACUACAUUAAGGGCAUCGUGGAACCACUGACUGCCCCAUCGCGUCCAGUUGAGCAGUACGGCAUUAGAAAGCGAAGCAACGAAGACUCUCCCAAAAGCAAGCGCCCGGUUGCACAAAUAACGCGAAGGCAGAUUUACAAAACGAUAGAAAAGCAUCUUCAGACGCAACAUUUCCAUGGCAGCCAAUGCUUAAGCAGGAUGAUCUGUGAGGCAGCGUUACAUCCCUUCAGUGAAGCGAAUGGAUUGAUCGGUGAUCUGAUGCAGAUCAUGCUCAGCCCCUCUUCGUCGAUGUAUGAAAACCUGCCGCACGAGUAUUCGAUCGCCGAACAAUCCGGUCGGGAGGGUUCCUGUGAAAAGUACCGAAGAGGAAAAUGUCCUAAAGAUCCUCUCGAAAUCGUUAGUGUUUUAACGGUUUCAAUACAUGCGGCUUCUGGGCGAUGGGAAAACCAUCGUCAAGAUACGAGUGAAAGGUGUCGAAAUUCAUCCAACGAGAAGGAUUUAAUUGGAUCAAUUUCACUGAAACAACCGCACAUGGGAACUCAAAACACGACCCACCCGGAGGAUGAAGGACGCUUUCUCAUACGUGGCAAACCGAUCCUGAUCUACCCACCAACGGCACCGACUCGGCACCAGCUGAUCGUCGGCAUCGGUGUUCCGGUGCAGGAAAUUCCACACUCCGUCGUAUUCGGGUGGGUGUUGAAGGCCCAGUACUACCUGCCGACGGUGACACAAAACUACGAUCCAAUCUAUCUGGAUAACUGGAACGAUAGCAGGCGAGCAUUCCCGGAUCGAACGAGACGCUCGAUCGAGCGGUACGAGAUGGACAAUAUUCGGAUCCAGGUAGAGCCGUUACCGCCGGAAGAACACCAGAGUUUGUCGGAUGACGACUUUGACUAUUACGGCGAGGAAAACUUGGAUGAAGUAGCUUCUGAGGGCGUUCCAGAGGGCACCUCUAAGUUCUCCGAGGCUGGCACGACUGAUGACACAAAACAACAGCCUCCGAAGGACUUCGACGUCACCAACGGCAGGUGGACGACAUAUAAGACAAUCGAGCGGCUUAGUGAUGGUUACGGGCUCGGCGGAAAAGUGUGCAUGUUACGCAGCAUUUGUGAGGCAGCUGAGGCCCAAUUUACGCAUACGGGUGGUGUGUUUGCGGAACUGCUGCACAUCAUGUUUACCCCUUCCAGCACACGGGAACCCAUUUUGGAACAUCUCGACAACGAGUACCACCGGGCGGAACAGCUUGGCCGUUCGGGUGCACCCUGUGCGGAGAUAUUUCGCGAGUGUUCCACUUCCCUGCUGGACAUGUUCUCCGGCGUGCACGAUCUCCACCAGCCGACGUCAUCGUUCUUCACUGGAUCAACUUCUGGAACGUAUAAACAUCCCCCACCGUUGCGUGUCUGGCUUGCGUUCGUACCUUCAAAGAUCUCCCGCUCUCCGAAAAAGGAGGUCACGCGGUUGACCUGGCAGAACAGUAAAGUGCUCAGUCGCGGGUACGUGCUAACAGGAGUGGCAAGGCUAGUGUUGAGUGUAACGCUAGCUGCGUUCGUUGCCGCCGAUUUCAUCCCCUGGUUGAUCGUCCCGGAAACGGCUCCGACGCGUCAUCAGCUCAUCAGUGGCAUCGGCAUUCCCGUUGGUACGCCAGAAUCCAUCACCAGUGGGUGGGUUAUGAAGGCGCAGUACUUUCUACCGACGAAGGUGGACGAUCUGAAACCGGAAUUGUGGGAAAACUGGAAUGACAGUCGUCGGGCGCUAGUACGACGUGAUCUGCAGGAUUCACGCGUGCCCGUAGUUCGGCUUCCCACCGCCAGAGGAUAUGAGCGUUACGAUAUUAGUGACGUAGAACUACACGAGGAAUCGCUACCGGAGGAACAGUUCGACGAUGGAGACGAUAACUAUUGGAUGGAUGUGGACGAUGACAGGAUGUUGCAGCAGAUGAACGCCGGUCAGAUUGGACCUCCAGCACAGGAGCUCGAACCGAGUCAGCUGCUGGGUUACAGCGCCGAGCAGUCACGCUGGACUACGUACAAGUCGAUGGAGAAGCUAAGUGAAACGUACGGUCUACCUGGUCGGCCGUGUGUCCUGCGUAGUGUAUGUGAAGCGGCAGCUGCUCCGUUCACACACACUGGCGGUAUCUUUGCCGAACUCCUGCACAUCAUGUUCACGCCUUCGAGCACCACCGAGGAGUUGGGGGAACAUCGAGAUAACGAGUACUUCCGGGCGGAGCAGCUCGGUCGCACUGGAGCUCCCUGCGAGCGGAUCUUCGCCGAAUGUGUCCACUCACUGCUGGAUGUCUUCACGGGAGUUCAUGAUCCGGAAACGGGCACGAUGCAGCUGCUGCACGAUCAGGUGCGGGCUUUUCUCAUGCGGAAGUGA